GUGUUGUUUGACAAGUUUGGAUUACCACUACGUUGACUGUAUUAUAAUACUCUUUUUUCACAUUUAUUUUAUAUGGAAUGCGCUACAGGUUCCCAUCUUCCCUCUUUUUCUCAGUUUUAUCUUUUUAUCAGUACCGCAACAUUACAUCUGUUCAUCUUUUUUGCGUCUAGUUUCAAUAGUUUGGCUUUGGUUGUCUAAUGUAACAGAGAUUAGGUGGUCCACAAGGGAUGAAUAUGGAGUGGCAAGUUGCACCAUCAAGUCCAAGUUCCUACAUUGUGAAGAGGAUUUUGCGCUUGGAUAUUCCAGUAGACAGCUUUCCAAAUUUCAAUUUUGUUGGCCGGCUUCUGGGUCCUAGAGGCAAUUCACUAAAGCGGUUGGAAGCUUCUACAGGUUGUCGUGUGUACAUAAGAGGAAAAUGUUCAAUAAGAGAUAUUGACAAGGAGGAAUCGUUGAGGGGAAGACCGGGUUAUGAGCAUCUGAAUGAUCCACUGCACAUUAUAAUUGAGGCUGAAUUGCCUGCUAAUAUUGUUGAUAUGCGGUUGAGACAGGCAAAACAAAUCAUAGAAGAACUUCUCAAACCUAUGGAUGAGUCACAAGACCACUACAAGACGGAACAAUUGAGAGAACUAGCUAUGCUGAAAUCCAAUUUACGAGAAGAGAGCCCUCAACCAUAUGGUAGUGUCUCUCCUUUCACUUCAAGCGGGAUGAAGCGUGCCAAAACUGGUCUGUAAUGGUUCACUUAACUCUUCUAUUGCUUCGUCCUCCCGAACGACUCUUGAGCUUGCUUGCCAACGUAUGCUUCUCGGUGUAAUUCAAUUCUGUGUGCAAACUGUUAAGGGACGACGCGUUGUGGACCUGUUUGGUGAGCAUCAAUGCAGGGGUUUUCUUCCAUGACAUUAAGAUAUACCGAUGAACCGAGAUAUUCUUUUGUUAUAGCUUUCGUGUUUGUAGUCGAUUGUGAUUGUAGAAGUAGAACAAUUAUGUCAUAUAAGUUAUUCUUUGUUGUGCUGACCAUGUAUUUGUUACUAAUUCGACGUUGUCUAAACUCGAAAGUGGAAUAUGCAUCGAUUGUUUAUUUUA
Molecule: messenger RNA, 1080 nt
Organism: Pyrus x bretschneideri (Chinese white pear)
Lineage: Eukaryota; Viridiplantae; Streptophyta; Magnoliopsida; Rosales; Rosaceae
Product: KH domain-containing protein SPIN1-like
Exons: 4
Coding region: 228-731 (167 amino acids)
Biological process (GO): regulation of mRNA splicing, via spliceosome
Cellular component (GO): nucleus
Molecular function (GO): mRNA binding
Source: RefSeq, a predicted model, not a curated record